Hylaeus anthracinus is the source of this 1507-nucleotide messenger RNA. It is a transcript of the gene RpL4, whose product is annotated as 60S ribosomal protein L4. The record is from RefSeq and is a predicted model, not a curated record. Gene Ontology annotation, biological process: translation. Lineage: Eukaryota; Metazoa; Arthropoda; Insecta; Hymenoptera; Colletidae. Bases 140 to 1435 code for a protein of 431 amino acids. The transcript is spliced from 8 exons. Gene Ontology annotation, cellular component: cytosolic large ribosomal subunit; ribosome. Gene Ontology annotation, molecular function: RNA binding; structural constituent of ribosome.
AGCAUGCGCGAACUUGCUACACAACACAAUUUCCGCUUUGCUUGCGUUCUUCUUCCUUUCCGUUUCCGACCAGGUAAAGCGUGGUGGCUUGCUGGUUAGUUUAUGUCUGAUGCGUAAAAAGUUGUAAAAGGAACGCGAGAUGUCGUUAUCAACGGCGCGACCGCUUGUUACAGUAUAUACCGAUAAGAAUGAGUCUUCGGGGGAGACUAUUUCUUUGCCUGCUGUUUUCAAAGCACCGAUUCGGCCAGACAUUGUGAAUUUCAUUCACCAACAAGUAUCCAAAAACAGUAGGCAGCCGUAUUGCGUAUCCAAGGAGGCUGGUCACCAAACAUCCGCUGAAUCAUGGGGUACAGGACGCGCGGUGGCACGUAUCCCUCGUGUACGCGGUGGCGGUACUCACCGCUCCGGUCAAGGUGCAUUUGGUAAUAUGUGUAGAGGAGGACGCAUGUUUGCUCCGACAAAGCCAUGGCGACGCUGGCAUCGUAAAAUUAACGUUAACCAGAAAAGAUACGCUCUAGUUUCUGCUAUUGCGGCAUCCGGAGUUCCAGCCCUCGUACAAUCUAAAGGUCACAUGAUCCAAGAAGUUCCGGAAUUUCCUUUGGUAGUAUCGGAUAAAAUUCAAGAAUAUAACAAAACCAAACAUGCUGUUAUAUUUUUACGACGUAUCAAGGCAUGGAACGAUAUUCAAAAGGUAUACAAAUCGCAACGUUUUCGUGCAGGUAAAGGUAAAAUGCGUAAUCGUAGGCGCAUUCAACGCCGAGGGCCUUUGAUCGUGUAUGGUCAAGACCAGGGCAUUCGUAAGGCCUUCCGUAACAUUCCCGGUGUUGAUCUUAUGAACAUCAACAAAGUGAAUCUUCUCAAGUUGGCACCUGGUGGUCAUGUGGGUCGAUUCGUAAUCUGGACUAAAUCUGCUUUUGAAAAGUUGGAUGCUCUUUAUGGAACCUGGCGCAAGGAUUCGCAACUUAAAGCUGAUUACAACUUGCCAUUCCCAAAGAUGGCCAACACGGAUUUGUCGAGACUUUUAAAAGCCGAUGAAAUUCGCAAAGUUUUAAGAUCACCGAGAAAGAGGGUAGUCCGUAGCGUCAAGAAGCUGAACCCGUUGUCCAACACUCGCGCAAUGUUGCGUCUGAACCCGUACGCUGCUGUACUGAAACGUGCUGCAAUUUUGACCGCGAAGAAACGUCAGCAAGAGAGGGAGAUUCUUUUAGCCGAGAAACGUGGAGUCAAGCUACCAAAGACUGCACCAGCUGUAAAGUCCAAGUUGCUGCAGGAAAGACGCAGAAAACAGAUCGUGGCUGUGAAAGCAGCCAAACCCAAGAAGGUGACAACUGCGAAAAAGGCAGCCACUGUUGCUGCUAAACCAGCAAAAACGACCAAGACAACCGAAAAAGCUGAAAAACCAGCAACACCUAAAACCGUGCCCGCCAAGAAGUAAAAAGUUUUUAUCAACAACAAAGUCGACUCGCAAGCUUUAUUUGUUUUGAAUAAAGAAAUGGGAAGACAAGUA